Molecule: messenger RNA, 2500 nt
Organism: Ctenocephalides felis (cat flea)
Lineage: Eukaryota; Metazoa; Arthropoda; Insecta; Siphonaptera; Pulicidae
Product: integrin beta-PS-like
Biological process (GO): cell adhesion mediated by integrin; cell migration; integrin-mediated signaling pathway
Cellular component (GO): focal adhesion; cell surface; integrin complex
Molecular function (GO): integrin binding
Source: RefSeq, a predicted model, not a curated record
GUCGUGCAUGUCAGUGGAUGUGUUUUGUGUGCUGGUGUUAUGUGUUCAAAUAAAUUAAAUUUAGUAUGUUAAAAAACUGAAAAAAGUGUUUAAUUAUAAUGUUCAAUUGAAGUUUAGUUAUUAGUUUAUUAUAAUCAUGUUUUCUCAAAGAAUAUGGAGCCUAUUGGCUCUAUUUUUAUUUAUAUUAAAUGAAUCGAAUGCCCAAGUAGCAGAAAAACUGACAGCACAAAAUCCUUGCAUCGCAAAGACAACCUGUAGUGAAUGCAUACAAACCAAAAGCUGCGCCUGGUGUUAUCAACAGGAUUUUGGAGACCGUGCAAGGUGUUUCCAACCUAGUCUAACUUCUUCAUCUUCAAUAUGUGAUGAACGAUUCACUUGGAACCCUGACAAUGAGCAAAGAAUGAUUUUACAAGAAGCUCUGUCCAAAGCACACACUCAUUUAGGUACUGGAGCAUCAAUAGGUUCCGGUUCCAUUUCUGGUAGCUCCAUUGGUUCUUCUUCUACGUCGUCUUCCUCAUCUAGUUCUUCCUCAAGUUCUUCUUCAUGGUCUGGCAGCGGAAUGGGUGUUAGUUCAACUCAAGGACAAAAGGAAAUUGUUCAAAUCAGCCCACAAAAAGUAGGGCUUAAAUUAAGAAUUAAUGAAGUUCAUAAACUAAAUGUUUAUUAUGCACAAGCUGAAGAUUAUCCAGUAGAUUUAUAUUAUUUGAUGGACUUGUCUAAGUCUAUGGAAGAUGAUAAAGAGAGAUUGUCAGCAUUGGGAGAUUUACUCUCAGAAGCCAUGAGAAAUAUUACUUCAAAUUUCCGGUUGGGUUUUGGAUCUUUUGUGGAUAAAGUUGUGAUGCCAUAUGUGUCAACAGUGCCAAAAAAAUUAAAAGCUCCGUGUGAUAACUGCGAAGCACCUUACGGUUACCGGAAUCACAUGCCUCUGAGUAUGGAUACACAACUUUUUUCUGGCGAAGUACGAAACGCUUCAGUUUCUGGUAACCUGGAUGCACCAGAAGGCGGUUUUGAUGCCAUCAUGCAGGCGGUGGUUUGCCGUGAACGUAUAGGUUGGCGCGAGAAAGCCAGGAGAUUGCUGGUUUUCUCCACAGAUGCUGGAUUUCACUAUGCUGGUGAUGGAAAACUUGGUGGUAUAAUUACACCAAACGAUGGCGAAUGCCAUAUGGACGCCAACGGCAUGUACUCAUAUUCUAGUCUUCAAGAUUAUCCCAGUAUCUCACAAGUGAAUCAAAAAGUCAAACAAAAUGCUAUAAACGUAAUUUUUGCUGUAACUGAAAGUCAAGUUAAUGUCUACAAAAAAUUGAGCAGUCACAUCGAAGGAUCCUCAACUGGUGAACUUUCGAAUGAUUCUUCUAAUGUUGUUGAUUUAGUUAAAGACCAAUAUAGCAAAAUUUCAUCUUCUGUGGAAAUGAAGGAUAAUGCCACAAGUGCAGUCAAAAUCAAAUACCAUUCUCAUUGUUUAUCACCUGGAGCUGGGUUAGGACAGGAGACCAACAAAUGUGAUGGUUUGAAGGUAGGAGAUGUGGUCAAAUUUACUACAGAGAUUGUAGUAACUGAAUGUCCAGCUAAUAUCAGCGAAUGGCGUCAGACUAUUCAAAUCUACCCAGUCGGAAUCAAUGAAAGUCUGAUCAUUGAUUUGGAAAUGCUAUGUGAUUGUCCAUGCGAGCACCCAGGUGGUGAGGCUUAUGAACCUUUCAGUGCAAAAUGUGGCGGCGCGGGUACUUACAUGUGCGGAAUUUGCGACUGCGAUCCUGCACACUUUGGAAGACAUUGCGAAUGUUCUGCUACAGAUGUAACAUCACACUUAGACUUAGCGAUGGGAUGUAGAAGGGAUAAUACCACCACGGUUGAUUGCUCAGGAAAAGGAACUUGUGUAUGCGGUGUUUGUGAAUGCGAACAGCGUGCCAAUAUCGAAGAACAAAUCUCCGGCAAAUAUUGCGAAUGCGAUAACUUCUCCUGCGACCGUCAUAAUGGUAUUUUAUGCUCUGGUCCAGAACAUGGUGUUUGUGUCUGCGGUCAGUGCGACUGUCUGCCCGGCUGGACCGGCCCUGCUUGCGAUUGUAGAGACACCAAUGCUACAUGUAUCGCUCCAGGAUCGACAGGCGAAGAAAUGUGCUCUGGACACGGAGUUUGUGAAUGCGGAGUUUGCAAGUGUGAUGUUGCUGAGGAUGGCAGAUAUUCAGGAAGAUACUGCGAGAAGUGUCCUACUUGCCCAGGCCGUUGUCAGGAGUUCAAAGAAUGUGUUAUGUGUCAAAUGUAUAAAACUGGACCCCUCACAGAAGAGGAAUGUGGAAAUUGUACAUUCGUACCAAUCGGUCAAGAUGUAGUUGAAGCUGAUGAAGAUAAAGAUGAGCAUUUAUGUUCAUACUACGACGAAGACGAUUGCCGAUUUACAUACGUUUAUUCGAACGAAGAAGACAAAGUAGUUGUACGAGCUCAAAAUGAAAGAGAGUGCCCUCCAAAGGUAUGUUUGUUAUAGUUCUUUACUCUCUAAAUUUAU